GCACGCUCUCACGUCCUGUUACCGCAGUACAAGCGCUCAAGGCUGACCGCGAGUCGUUCACGACACUCCUUGAGGUCGACACCUCCACGCACUGGCAAACACGCGAUCUCUCCGCGAAGUUCUGGCUUCGCCUCCGACGCUCUGCCAAACAGAAUGUCCGCGAUGGAUGCCAGAAAUGCGGGCGGCCAAGACAAGAUCGUCAGCGUCCUCCACGCGCAGCUCAAGCGCGUGCACGGCCGCCUCGCGCGGACCGAGGCGCUCCUGCGCGACGAGCGCGAGGCGCGACGCGACGCGGAGCGCCAGCUGCGCGAACGGGACAACGGCGCGGCGGCGCCGACGCGUGCGCUCGUCGAGGAGGCCGUCGCAAAGGCGUCGAAAGCCGCCGAGGAGCGCGACCGCGCCGUCGCCGACGCGACCGAAGGGCGCCAGGCGCUCCGCGAGAACGAAUUGCUGAAGCGAGGCAUGUCGAACCUGUCGAGCUCCUUCGAGCAGCAGGAGGAGCGGCUCAGGCUGGAGCUCGAGGAGAUGGGCCUCGAGCUGCGGCGGGCGCGCGCCUACGCGCGACGGUGUCGCGACGUGCUGCGGAAGACGCGGGCCAUGUGCGACGAGCUCGGCGAGCCCGAGGAGUUCCUGGGCGUGGACGAGGACGUGUCCGACGACGGCGGCGAGUCGCCGCCGGCGGUCGGGCACCCCGCGGACGACACGACGGUGUUCCUCUCGAGCGCCGAGGAGGGGCGCGUCGAGCUGUUCGACUUUGAUGGUGAGGGCGACGAGCUCGAGCCGUCGAGUCCGCCGCGCGGCGCGUCGGAGCCGGCGGGGUGAGCCUUCGGUAAAAUUUUACGCC
This is a messenger RNA of Pelagomonas calceolata, 844 nucleotides long. The record is from the annotation of a GenBank genome assembly. NCBI's taxonomy places the organism in Eukaryota, Pelagophyceae, Pelagomonadales, Pelagomonadaceae.